CUUUGAAGUCUAUUAUCUCAAUUGAGUGGUCUUUGUUCGAGGAGAAAAGGCUUAUCUUACAAAAAUCGAGCUGGAACGAGCAGAGGUCUGUGAACUCGAGCUGUGAGAGUGCUGAGACUGUUUGGUCGAUAUCUCGAGUUUUACAAAUCCAAUUAAGGCGUGUGAGAUACCCACAGAAAGCUCUCAAGACGAGGAAUCCGUGAAGGUCUGGUUUGCAGGAAUCGGAGUUGUAGAAGGCUUCCAAAUCGUCCGAGCAAAACACAACCUCGCAGGAGAGGAUUUAAUCUUCUAAAAGAAACGAGUUGACCGGGAAACACCCGUUCUAGGGGCUGUUUUCGUAUCAACAAUUAAGGGUUGAACUAGCACUUUGAGGAGGCUGGUUAACACUCAUAUUUGAGCAAGGAAUCAGUUCCAAAUCCACCUUGACCAAAGCUUUGACCAUUGGACCAAGAAGGGAAAGUUUAAAGCUCAAUUGAGGUUGAGGCUAGAGCUUGCUCCCUGUGCUCGUUGUCCGAGUGAUUUCCCCGGAGAGAAGACUUGAAAUGGACCGUGGUGGCAGGAUUACUAGGAGAAACCCGACGGGUCGUGUACCAGUGGAGACUGGACAGGGCAGUCGAAGGACCUCUAGGGCAUCUAGAGGAGCUGGCCGUGGAGGCCGAUCACAGACCGUGAGUGACGGUCAUGUCGACACGGAAAGUGAAACCUACUGGUCCUAUGAGGACUCGACCUAUCGACCGGAAACUGAACCGGUUGAGACCCCUUAUGAAGGGGAUGAUGAUGAUGUAAGUGAUGAGGAGGAAAAUGGCUCCUUAGCACGGAUUGAAGCACUACUUCAACAGUACCACCGUGAGCGUGAGGAGAGGAGGGAACGCCGAAGGCGCCGGGCUGGGCAACCUUCGGGCGGGGCUUCAAGAGGGAGAAGCCAUGGCGACUCUAGGGCCCACAUUGAACCACAUGGGGGCCGGGGUGAUGGAGGUCCAAUCAUAAGGAUCUCCAAAUACAUCAAAGAGGCACGAGACUUGGGGUGCAAACCGUUCGAUGGGACGGGUGACAUCUCCGUUUCGGCACAAUGGAUUAAGCGGCUGAAUGAGGCAGCCCUGGACAUGCAACUCACCCCCGAAUAUAAACUAAGGGUUGCGGUGAGAUUGCUUGAAGGUAUGGCAUCCAAGUGGUGGGAUGGGACCAAAGGCAAAUAUGGCGAGACCGUCACUUGGGAGAAUUUCCGACAGGAAUUCUUUGCCCAAUAUUACUCGGAUUUUGAGGUGAACAAGAAAGUGAGGGAAUACACCCUUCUAACCCAAGGGGGUAACAUGACGGUGAGGGAACUUGAGUACAAGUUCAGGGAUCUUGCCGAUUACAUACCUGAGUAUGCCUGUGACGAAAACCGGAUGGUGAACCACUUCUGGGAUGCUCUAGACUUGGAGAUACGUGACAGGGCAACACAAUUGCCUAACAUGACGUUUGCUCAAGUGGUUGACCAAGGGUUGAAAGGAGAGAAGCAAUGGGAAGAAAGGAAGAAGAGAGACGUCGAGGAGGCGAAAAAGAGAAAGUGGGAGAGUCAUGGCUCCCAAGGUUCCAACAAAAAGGGGAACCACGGAGGAGGAUCUUUCCGGGAACCACCGCCACCAUCUAGGGGGAACCAAGGCCCGAGUGGACAAGGCGCGAGGUCACAGACCUCAGUGGUAACUCGUUGCAACAAUUGCAAGAGGAACCAUUCCGGUAAAUGUCGCGACCCCCCUAGAUGUUUCCAAUGUGGGGAUGCCGGGCAUUUGAAGGCACAUUGCCCACAACUGGGCGGGGCAAGGACAUCGGGACCAAGUAGUGGCCCGACGGGUACACGGAAUCAGACCGGGGCUUCUCAAGCAAGCAGGGGGCAAGGGGGAGCAAGUGCGAGCAACGCGCCAUCCGUGAACCAAGGGAGGACCCAGGCUAGGGUCUAUGCGAUGACGGAGGCGGAUGCUCAAGCUAACCCGGACUCCGUCGCAGGCUUAUCUUACAAAAAUCGAGCUGGAACGAGCAGAGGUCUGUGAACUCGAGCUGUGAGAGUGCUGAGACUGUUUGGUCGAUAUCUCGAGUUUUACAAAUCCAAUUAAGGCGUGUGAGAUACCCACAGAAAGCUCUCAAGACGAGGAAUCCGUGAAGGUCUGGUUUGCAGGAAUCGGAGUUGUAGAAGGCUUCCAAAUCGUCCGAGCAAAACACAACCUCGCAGGAGAGGAUUUAAUCUUCUAAAAGAAACGAGUUGACCGGGAAACACCCGUUCUAGGGGCUGUUUUCGUAUCAACAAUUAAGGGUUGAACUAGCACUUUGAGGAGGCUGGUUAACACUCAUAUUUGAGCAAGGAAUCAGUUCCAAAUCCACCUUGACCAAAGCUUUGACCAUUGGACCAAGAAGGGAAAGUUUAAAGCUCAAUUGAGGUUGAGGCUAGAGCUUGCUCCCUGUGCUCGUUGUCCGAGUGAUUUCCCCGGAGAGAAGACUUGGUUCGUGCUUCCUCCAUUCUGUUUUAGAACAUUAAUAAACAUGCUCAUGGAUAUUUUACUUUAGAGCCUGCGUGCUCAUGUUUGCCCUGUGUGGCCCUUUUGUUUUAAACCAUGUUUUCCGCUGCAUAUUCAAUUGUUUAUUAUGUAUGUUUAUGGAUGACCUAUGUGUGAAUGAUAUUCAUGACGCCUUGUAUAAUAUGAAUGUGUUGGACUGCGGUUGACUAUUCGUAUUGUACGGCGGGUUGUUGACGUGUCCGGAGAGGUCCGGGGCGUGACAACUCUUGUCAUCUUAUGG
This is a messenger RNA of Cuscuta epithymum, 2772 nucleotides long. Lineage: Eukaryota; Viridiplantae; Streptophyta; Magnoliopsida; Solanales; Convolvulaceae. The record is from the annotation of a GenBank genome assembly.